Messenger RNA from Prorocentrum cordatum, 279 nucleotides. Lineage: Eukaryota; Dinophyceae; Prorocentrales; Prorocentraceae. The record is from the annotation of a GenBank genome assembly.
GACUGUGCGGGGCCUCGGUCGUGGGGGUGUCGGGCCGCAUCCGCAAGCAGAUGCGCGCGUCGGUGGGGGAGUCGGUCUUCGGGAAGGCCAAGGGCAGGAGUCGGACCAUCGGCUUCAUGCUGUCUCCCGCACCUCUGGCAGAUCCUGCUUAUGUGGCCAACUCCGCUCCCCUCGCGGCUUUGGCGUCGGCGGUCAGAUAUGGGUGGGCCCCGGCAGACGCCAUGUCCCAAGCGUUCGAUUUGUUGAGUCAGGAGAGCACGGGUUGGCAGAAAGUGACAG